AUGGAUUUACUUCCAGCUUCCCUACAGUGCAUUCUGUGCUUGUGUCACAUCAUCUGCCUCUUUUGCGAAUUACCAAACUCGAUUCUCCUGCUUCUCAACGAUCAAGUCACCCGAACAACUUGCAACAAGAUAAUCUGGCCUUACAACUUUGCCAACUGCUUCCAAGAAAUGCUCAUGCUCAUGAUGCUGCUGGACAUCUACGCAAUGAUCUUGUUCCCUAUAUGGUCAUUCACUUAACUGAAAAAACAGGCCCAAAAUAUUUUUGUUAAGGUAUCGAAAAUGCAGCAACGUUGCUUACAUCGUCGCACUGAUAUUUCUGCCGACAGUUUUUGGAUCGAUAAUCAUGAUUUGGUCCCUUUUGUGGAUGAACGACGAUAUCAUACCAUUUUGUAAUCCUCCGUUAGGUGAGCUUCCGAAAUUUUCUCUCUAUAUUUAUCAGUUUUUAGCUUAUCACCCGACCGUUAGCCUUACCUGGUCCUCAAUCAGCGUCUGCCUGAACACCUUGAUCUUAACUUUAUUCGUCGUUCUUAUGCUCUUCAUCCAGUUCAAAAGUGCCAAGAAUUUCGGUCGGGAGGCUAUAAAACUGAUCCGUUAUCUGAAAGUCAGCACCGUGACUUUCAUCUUUUCCUGGUACGCUUGCCUUUUCGGCGUCCAGCUUUGGGUGGUUCUCGGAUUUGAAGGCAAUACCUUGUUCUUCUUGCAAAGUAACAUGGUGGGUUCGAAUUCAGUUUUUAUUCCGACAAAGAAGUUUCAGGUCAUCUUCGCCCUGAUAUGCUAUUCGCAGUCAUUUUACGUCCUGAUGUGGAGAUCAAAGGACUACCGUAUUGCUUUUCUGACCAUGUGGAAUUUUAUUCCGAUGGUUCAGAAGAAACUUUCAUCCAAAGUUUCAGUAGUUGUCUCUACGUCCCAACGCGUCACACAGACCAAUAACAUUUAA
Molecule: messenger RNA, 937 nt
Organism: Caenorhabditis auriculariae
Lineage: Eukaryota; Metazoa; Nematoda; Chromadorea; Rhabditida; Rhabditidae
Source: the annotation of a GenBank genome assembly